GGAGAAGGGCAGGUGGCUGCUCCGGGUCCAGACGCCUCUCCUCUGGGUGGAGGAGGGGGCCCUGCCCAGGAGCGACCAGGCGGAAGCGCCACAGCCAUUGGUCCAGCGGCGAAGCCCCGGGGCCCUGAGCGCAAAGUCCGCGACACCAGGCCAAGGAGGCGGCGGUCCGCAGCGCAGGUGGGCGCUCGCUGUAGGCUAGGCAAGAUGCCCCUGGGGCUAAGGGUAAAGAAGAAAGCCAAAUCCAAGGAGGCCGCCCGGCUGGUGGAGGGCGAGCAGGCGUGCGCCGGCGGCGGCAGCCUCGAGACGUCCGAGGAACCCCCACGCAGGCUGGUCUUUCACACGCAGCUGGCGCACGGCAGCGCCACAGGCCGAGUGGAGGGUUUUUCCAGCAUCCAGGAGCUCUACACCAAGAUCGCGGGCGUGUUUGAGAUCUCGCCGUCCGAGAUCUUAUAUUGCACUUUAAACACACCUAAACCUAACAUGGAAAAACUCUUAGGAGCACAAAUAGGUCUUGAAGAUUUCAUAUUUGCACAUGUCAAGGGGAUCAAAAAAGAAGUGAAUGUGUAUAAAUCUGAGGAUUCACUUGGUCUCACCAUUACAGAUAAUGGUGUUGGCUAUGCUUUUAUAAAGAGAAUUAAAGAGGGCAGCAUAAUUGACUCAGUUAAAACAAUCUGUGUGGGUGAUCAUAUUGAAUCCAUAAAUGGAGAAUAUGUUGUUGGGUGGCGUCACUUUGAAGUUGCUAAGAAGUUAAAGGAGUUGAAUAAAGAGGAACUCUUUACCAUGAAGUUAAUAGAACCUAAGAAGGCAUUUGAAAUAGAGCCAAGGUCAAAAGCUGGAAAUUCAAGAGGAAAAACUGGUACUGGAAGAGAGACACUUCGCCUGAGAUCAAAAGGUCCUGCCACCGUGGAAGAAGUGCCCUCUGAAACCAAAGCCAAAGCAAUUGAAAAGGUCGAUGAUCUUCUUGAGUUGUACAUGGGAAUUCGAGAUAUUGAUUUAGCUACCACAAUGUUUGAAGCUGGAAGAGACAAAGGUAAUCCAGAUGAAUUUGCUGUGGCACUUGACCAAACUCUCGGAGACUUUGCGUUCCCAGAUGAAUUUGUCUUUGAUGUUUGGGGAGCCAUCGGUGAUGCCAAAGGAGGAAGAUUAUGAUGUGGAUGUUCCGUCACUGGAAAAAUGAACCAUUUUGUUCCUUUUUUAAAAAAAUCUGUAAGACCUGCUUUUAGACACUGUUGUGGACUCUAGUUUUGUUUAUGUGUAUAGAAUACAUUCUUUGAAAUAUAAUUUUGAUUUCUAGGUACUUUUUAAUGCAGUUGUAUAUCUAGUAUGCUUAAGAUAUAUUACUUAAAAUAUCACUUUUAAUAUUCAUUCAAAAGCUUUUUUAAAAAUAAGUUUUAGGGAGUAUUUAUAGAUAGAUGAUUUUGCUCCCCACUAAUACCCAUCUUUUAUUUUCUACAUAUAAAUAGUUGAUUGUAAUAACUUUGCAGUUCUUUUGCAAAUUUCUGAUUCAGUGAAAAUUAGGAUUGGAGUGUGAUUUGCUUCAUAGCACCUUCAUUUUGUUAAGUAGCUUGAACAGGAUACGUUCAGGAAAUGAAAUGUGAAUUAUGCCUACUAUAAGUCUAGAAGUAUCAUUUUAAUUUUUUUACUCCACUAAGGGGAGGAAGAUUUCUACAGCCUGUUGACAUCUAUGGUCUACUUUCUCUCUUUGUAAAAUAAGGAUUGAUUGACUUUUAUAUUUUGCCUAUUUAUGAUUGCUUCUUUGCCUUUUAAAACCUGUUGUUGAAAUCUAUUGUGCUGUGCCUUUGUUUGCAUGUGUGGAAGAAAGGUGAAAAAGACAGAUAGGGUAGAAACCACUUAUAUUUGAUUUUGUUACAACAGUUCUUAAAACAUUUUUCUUUUUCCACCUGUACAUACUUUUAUGUUACUCUUUAUAAGCACUCCAGGGAAGGUUUUUAUUGUCUUUAUAGAACUUUUCUUUGAAAGAGAUUUACUAAGAAAAUAACUAUGUUUGAGAAUACUUUUCGGGUGAAAGAGCAAUGCCUUUAAACCCCCUAAACUUUAGAGGAGAUGCUAUCAGAAAUAGAUUUCCCUCCAGUGGAAAUAAAGGAGGAAGAGAGAAUUGAGAAAAUAUAUUAGCCUAUUAUUUUAGAAUUCUAACAGAUCUUCUCUAAAACCAUACAUUAUUGAGGAAAUUGAGGGUAAAUGACUGUCUUAUCACUUUGUUUGACAUUGUACAGAUAUAAGAGAAAUGGAAAUGAAUGGUUUCAACAUAGAUCACUUAAUAAGGCAGAGCCUGGGGUGACCAAGCAUUCUUCUAGAGUGCUGGAAAAUGGUGUGUGCUGCAAUGGUAAUCAGAAAUUAUAACCUAUGAGAGAUGUAUUCUAGGAAAUCAGAAGUAGUUCCCUUUCCAUACUGUGUUUGUUAUUAGAAUAACUGUUGUUUUCUGGAAUACCUUUACUUUUACUACCAUUCACUCACCUUUCUCAUAAGUUUAAUACUACAAAGCUGAUAUUCUUUGUCUUAUUAAUCUGAAACCUGCACAGAAGCUAUUUUAGUGAUUAAUGUAUAGCGAAGUAGUUUAUACAAUGCCGAUUGUCUUCUUUCUUGCUCUUGCCUAUCAUUUGGAAAUAGGAUCCAGCUCAGGCUAUAGUAUGUUGCUACUGGUUUCAAGGAUUUUUUUUGGAGGUCCCCAAAUAUCUAUUCUUGAUAUUGUCUCUCUUAGAAGGAUACACAAAAAAGGAGCUAAUAUUUCUAGGGACGGGAACACUUUUAGAUGACUUAGGAGGCCCAUAGAAACAUAUUAGUUUAAACAAAAAAAUAAUAAAUUUCUUGGCAUUAGAUGUUAGAUUUGAAAUGAUGAGUCAGUUUAUUAUUGAUGGAUGUCAACUUCUCCUUCAUUUUUGGGCAUGCAUGAAGAUUGACACUUGGCGCCGAUUCCCUGUGAUUUAUGAAAUUUCAAAUUCACAAAGUGAGUGUGCUCACCAUGAUCUUUCUAGAAUUUUCGUGUGUCAGGUACCGAUCUUCCUGUACAGCUGUAGCUAUACUUGUCUGUUAGCGUUAAAUGGUCAGUUGUUAUUAGGGGCUUCAGCUGGGCACAGGUGCUUUAUUCCUUUAUAUGUCUUUAUCUCACCUCCAUUCCUAAACUGAUAAAAACAAAGUCAGUUUCUUUGUCAUUUUGUUCCCUUACCUGAAAAUAUAUCUAUUUGUGAACUUCAUGCCUUUUGGUAACAGUCAGUGCACAAAAGGACCAGGAUCUCUUUUUAGUUGUCACAAAGUGUGGGCUACCCUUAUAAUGCUACAAAGAGACAAAUCAUUUUAAAAAAUAUAUACCAUUUCAUUGGCACCACUGAACAUUUUCAGAAGGCCUUUGUCACUUUCUCUUGUACUAUAGUUCCCUCCCCGCCCCCCGUGGAGGAUGAUUAUUUUAUUAUUGAUUUCCUUCCACACAGAACAGCAUCUUUCAGUGGUCACUAAGAGCACACUUUGUUUUCUUCGCGGCAGGGCAUGUAGAUGAUGAUUGAACCUUAGGCUCAAUGGCGCCUUGAACGGAGCUUGAUCCUCAUCAAGUGGACACAUUCUGAUGGUUACAAAUAGACACAUUUUGGGUUUCUGUGAUGCUUCAAAAAUAUAAUUAUGUAACUACAUGAUGUGAAACUCUAAGAAUUCAAU
Molecule: messenger RNA, 3666 nt
Organism: Pteropus alecto (black flying fox)
Lineage: Eukaryota; Metazoa; Chordata; Mammalia; Chiroptera; Pteropodidae
Gene: GIPC2
Product: GIPC PDZ domain containing family member 2
Exons: 6
Coding region: 205-1149 (314 amino acids)
Molecular function (GO): protein binding
Source: RefSeq, a predicted model, not a curated record